Messenger RNA from Mustela lutreola (European mink), 3415 nucleotides. RefSeq names its product regulator of hemoglobinization and erythroid cell expansion (gene RHEX). Gene Ontology annotation, cellular component: plasma membrane. Lineage: Eukaryota; Metazoa; Chordata; Mammalia; Carnivora; Mustelidae. The coding region runs from base 2331 to 2852 and encodes 173 amino acids. The record is from RefSeq and is a predicted model, not a curated record. The transcript is spliced from 7 exons.
AGCCUCUGGGGAGGUGGAUUUUUAAAUUAGUUGGAAGAGUGUGUGUCUGUGAACAUAGAGUACGGAGGUCUCAGAGGGGAUUCUCUGCCUGUGUGCUGGGAUUGCAGAGUGUGGAAUUCACUUGUAUUGGUCUUAGAGUGGACCUAAGAUUGAACGGUUUGUACUAGAUGGACAUUAGUCUCUUGUUCCCGAGACCUAAGAUGCGUGUGCGGUAACAGCUGUGGCAAUCAGAGCUCCAGCUAGAAGCUGCGUAGACCUUGGAUCCAGUCAGAGCUAGAUCCAAGGAACUCUGCUAAACCUGUGUAAGCCUCCGUUUCUCCAUCUGUAAAAUGGGUUUACAACCACCUACCUUCCACCGUUGCUCUGAGGAUAACAGACAAGUAGUACAUUUGAUGCCUAGUGAAGCAGUCACUCAAUAAUAGCUAUUAAUUAAUCAUUCUUGUUAAGUCAAUGAGGAACUCAAUCCCAGAGAAUGUCGCCCUGCAGGAGAACUGUCUUUAAGAUUUGUUCCAAGUUGCAAAAGACUGCCAUAUGUGGAGGGAAGGGACUGGGGUGGCAAUUUGAACACGUUAUGAGUGGGAGUCAGAGACUGCACACCGUCACAAGGAAAGUUGUGGAACAACGGCAAAGAGUGAUACGUGAUCCUUACGUAGAGUUUAUCCUGCACCCAAAACCGUCCUAAGAGCUUUACAUGGACUAAUUCAUUUUGUCCACAGAGCAGCCCUGAAGAUGCUGGUGCUAUUAACAGCUUCUCUUACAGUUAAGGCAACUGAGGCACAGAGGAGUUAAGUGACUUGACUGAAGUCAAACAGGGAAAGAAAAGCUUCUGGAGAACAUUAGCGCCCAAGAGCGUGCUUAGAGCCGUCCUCUGGGAGUUCAGGAGGUGCAGCGCUCACGAGUGCCCAUGAGGCUCUCACAGAGGACUUGGUGAUGGGACAAUCUGUUUCUCACUCUGUAUAGUGACCUUGUCGUUUGAGCUGUGGCAACUCUGCUCAAAACGAUACAGUGAGUGGAAUAGGCUGUGCAAUUGGCGGGACCCAGGGCAAAUGAAAAUCUGGGGUUCCUUGUUAAAAAAUGAUUAAGGAUCUAGAGAUGGCAAGAGCAGAGUCAUAAACCAAUCCAGGGACCCUCGCCCAGCUAGACUCCAUAGGUGGCAGGCCCUGAGACCCAACUGUGAGGCAGAGACAGUGGAAGCUUCCACAGUCUCACUUACCCGCUGUGAUAAACUCUAGGAGGGAGACAUUUGACUUCCCAAUUAGCAGGGGGGAAACUGAGACUCAGGGACGUUGCGUGGCUCCUCCAAGGCUAAAUAGUGUUUCUUCUAGAUAAAUGGCUUGAAUUGCAGUGUGUACAGAAUGUGACAAAACGCGACAGAAUGAUUUGGCCCUUUCACUUUACCGGGAGCUUCGUGGGGCCAGCAAAACAAAUCUAUGAAUACUGCUGAAGUUGCUUGCGAUUCCCCGGGUACUUGCUGAUUUAGGCUUAGAACUAAGUCGCAUUCAGGUUGCAUUGAUCUCAAGUCAUUGCUGAUAGAAAAUGCCUUCCCCCAGACUACGAAUUUGAGAUUUUGAGUAAUCUGUUUUCCUUCUUAAAACUUGGCUGUGCCUGUCCCUAUAAAUGUGUACUACCAGAGAUGCGGCAAAUCUGGUGAAACUCAGACUUGCUAUUUCUGGUUGACUUGAGUCUCUCAUCAUUGAUGUCCAUGUUACACUCAGGGAAUUCUAGAACAACAACACAUCGGAACUGGAUCUAUUUAGCACACCACCCCCCUCGGUUUUAGACCGAGAAACUGAGGCUCAGAAAGAAGUGACAUGCCCAAGGCGGCUGAAUUGGCAAAGUCACCAAGCUGGACAGUUGGUUGGGGUUUUCCUUUCUCGUUCCAGAUUAUGUCCCAGCCUCCUGGGGUGAGCCCCCUGCCAUGGUAACCAGCGCUGGAGGGAAUCCAGAGAAGAUCUUUCUGACGCCCAGGACAAAGGUACAGAGGCUGAGGUACUGAGAAGUUUAAUAAUUCCCAGUUGGAAGGGAAGAGAACUUGGACUCUAUCCGACAUCUGUUGGACUUUAGGCUUGAUCCUCGCACAGAAACUGCAAUCUGGGGAGAGGAAAGCCAGUGCCCCCCCACCCCCAGCAGCCAAGUUUGCCUGAGUGGAGCUGGGGGUAGAGCCCCUGAGUCCUAGCAGCCGCCUUGCCUCCUGUGUUUCUCCUGGACGAUCCUGAGGGUGCCCUGCGUGCAGACCAGGUGCCCAGCCUGGUGCCCCGCACGUCUCCUCCUCCUGCCCCUGGAAGAGCCCGAGCCUCACUGGCAACCCGCGGCCGCCCUGCAAGCCCAUCAUGCUGACAGAAGACAUGAAGCUCUGGCACGGCUUAGUGAUUGCAGCGGUUUCCCUCAUCCUACAGGCCUGCCUCUUUGCGGCCAUCAGCUACCUGCUCAGCAGGCACAUGGCCAAGGAGAGUGAGCGGCUACUGAAAGGGACCAGGCUCCAGGCCCCGAACCCCAGCCCUGCCCACCAUCAGCCACUUGCUGCCAAGGAGGAGACUCCCAGCACUUCUGUGUCUGAGCCCCAUUACAGGCGUUAUAGGCACGACAGCAACACAUCCUCCGGUAGCUCUGACAGCUCGAACGGCUCAGGCAGCUCGUCUCCAACCUGCCAGGCCACGAAGAAUAUGAAUUAUGCACAAGUGGUCUUUUCCGCCACGAAAGGACUAAAAAGUGAAUCUUCCCUGGACUAUGAGAACAUCAAGGAAACCACAGAUUAUGUGAACGUCAAUCCAAAAAGCCACAAACCCAAUUUCUGGACUUUUGCGAAGCCUGAUGACUCUGAGCCGGUUGAGUACACGCAGGUGGCCCUGUGAGGUCUAGGUCUUUAAGGGGGUGCUGUUCUCUAGAAAUUCUCACACUCACCUUGCAGGGGAAUGACUAUUUUUUAGCUCACUCAGCAAGAAAGAGCCAGCUAUCAGGAAGAACUUCCACGAUCAGUAUGAACGAGGGGAGAUAACAGUAGAGAAAGCAGGAACGUCUUUCUCCAUUGAAAAGUGUGAAAAAAAAUUUUUUUUAAUCAACUGUAAUGGAGUUCUGUUUGGCAAUCUUACCAUUAAAUGACUCUUGGAGCUCUUUACUGUUUGGCAACAAGCAACUUCCUUAAAAGUUUUAAAUAAAAUGGUCUUGGUUUCCUCUUGCCCAACCCGGGGAGCUGCCCCCUUCCAGAGCUGCAUCUUGCUGAGUCGUGCUACCCUGCCCUCAGCACUUUAAAGUAGGUCACUUAGAAAGCUCCCCAUCAUUCAACCUUUGAAUUCCCCGUUUCUUAGGAACGAAAGCUGACAGGGCCUUGGUAAAUACCAACUAGCAGCCCAAUCUGUGAUUCCAGGGGACAAAAAAAUCUCCCCCAAUUCAACCCAAUAAAGUGCAAUCUUCUUUU